AUGGGCCUAAUGACUGAGCAUGGCGCAGAGUUGCCCGUCGAACCACCCGCCCUACCGGUACAAUCGCUGACAUGUCUUCGACAUAAGCUACGACAGGCAACUUAUAUUGUGCCUAGCACCGGCCAGCGUAUACACGGCACUCCUAAUCUAUCGCCUGAGCAGGAACACGACGAUGAGCGCACACCAUUGCUCCAAAGAGACCCUUAUUCUGAGGAUGGCGGACACAGACCUAGGGGCUGGCUACACCGAGCGGCGUCCACUGUUGGCAGGCUAUGUUCAUUUAUGCGGUCAGAAACAGGAAAAGGGAUCUUGAAGUGUAGCAUUGCAUACCUGCUGGGCACGAUGGCGACGUUUGUUCCAGUGCUAUAUCGGUUUCUCGGCCAGCAAGGUGGGAAGCAUACGGUUGCGACUGUCACCGUGUACUUUCACCCUGCCAGGACCAAGGGCAGCAUGAUUGAAGCACUAAUGUUAGCUAUCAUCGCCUUUUGCUAUGCGGCCUUUAUUUCAAUUACCAGCAUGGGUGUUUCGGUAAUAUUUGAGGAUGUAUUCCACUUGCUCCCCCUUGGCCAUGCGAUUAUAGUAAUUGUCUUCUGUGGCGGCGGACUUGGUUUUAUUGGAUGGGUGAAGCAGAGGCGUGGGAACCCGCUCGUUAACGUGGCAUGCUCUCUUGCUUCUCUAGCUAUUAUCACUGUCUUAACAAAGGAGGGAUCCGUUCAGCGAGGAGAUUUGUCCCUGGCCAAAAUCUACCAGGUCUUCAAAAUGGUUAUCAUGGGGGUAGUGGCUACAAUGACGGUCUGCUUUGUAGUCUACCCCAUUUCUGCAAAGAGCAAGCUGCGUCAAACCAUGGUUGAAAUGACAGAUUCUCUCUCCGAUAUGCUGGAGAUUAUCACAGAGAGCUUUAUAUACGGUGGAUCAGGGCUGAAGAGCGGCCUGGAACAGGAGCCUUUCCUUGAUGCCUCAAACAGAAAUAAAGCAGCAUACUCAAAGAUGGAGAAGCUCCUAAGAGAAGCUAAAUUCGAACAUUAUGUCGCAGGCACGGAGGUGGAAUACCAGCUCGAGCAGAAACUAGUCCGUUGCAUUCAGGACAUCUCUCAGAGCAUCGGUGGCCUUCGAAGCGCAGCCGCACUUCAGUUUCAAACCUUGAACCAAAUUCAACAGACACCACGGGAAAGGAGCUCUUUUGAUACCUGGCGAUCGCCGCGCAACAUUUCUCCGCUCCCUAGCCUCCGUAGGCCUGACACGAUGUCUAGCCGCUUUGACGGACUGCAGACGCUGCCACAUUCUGGAUUGAUACGCUCUUCCGACCGCCCUCAAACGGCAGAUAACGAUACUGAAUUUAUCCAGGCGCCUGCAGAUAUCUUCGAGAGAUUUAUCGUCCACCUUGGGCCGUCAAUGAACUCGCUGGCUUACACGCUCAAGGAGAUUCUUGGAGAACUUCCUUAUGGCCCAGCUCCGGAUUUCAAAGUUACAGUCAAUAGCAAGUUCAGAACAAGCCUUGAUCGUGCGCUCGAGCUAUACCGAAGUUCUCGAAAUGAUGCUCUGAAUAUCAUAUAUAACCAAAAGGACGUAAUAAUGGCGGGGGGAAAGCCUCUUGGAGUUGAAGCCGACUUAGAAGAAGUAGCCGCCAGCUGCGGUCACUUUAGUUUUUCCCUCCUAGAGUUUGGCGAGCAACUUAAAGAAUUUCUCAGUAUACUUGACAAACUUCAACUGGAGGCUGAAGAGCGGCCUAAUGGGCGCUCAUGGCGUUGGAUUAAUCCAUGGGCAUCGAAACCCAGUGAAGACACGAAUAUAAAUCCUUUAGAUACCGAGAAUUCGCUUGAUCAUACCGGUACAGAUAAGAGGGUUGCCGGUGCCCAAACCUCCAUUAUUAGGUACACUCUCAGAUACAGGUUAUGGAAGGCGCUCCGCGUUUUCCGACGCGAUGACACGAAAUUUGCCAUCAAAGUUGGUGCUGGUGCAGCGAUAUAUGCUCUUCCAUCGUUCAUCCCGGAAACUAGGCCAAUAUAUUUCGCCUGGAGGGGAGAAUGGGGCUUGCUGUCGUAUAUGCUGGUGUGUUCAAUGACCAUAGGAGCGUCAAAUACGACAGGUUAUGCUAGAUUUUUCGGCACAUGCCUUGGGGCCCUUUGUGCCCUUGCUAGCUGGUAUAUGGCUGAAGCGAACGUUGUCUUUCUUGCUAUAUUUGGUUGGGCGAUGUCCCUUUGGACGGCCUAUAUAAUCAUAGCGCAAGGUAAAGGGCCAAUGGGGAGAUUCAUUAUGCUCACUUAUAACCUGACUGUUCUAUACGCAUACUCAUUAUCCAAGGAGGGCUGUGAUGAUGGCAUGGACGAAGGCGGAGAAGAUCCAGUGAUUGCUGAUAUCGCCCUUCACAGAGUUGUGGCCGUUUUUUCUGGUAUUUUAUGGGGCAUUAUAAUCACAAGGGUCAUCUGGCCUUCCAGUGCUAAACGGAAACUAAAGGAUGGCUUGAGCGUUCUCUGGCUUCGCCUAAGUGUGAUCUGGAAACGCGACCCAUUAUCUACUAUGAUCCGAGGAGGGCCAACAAUUCCAUAUUUCGAUGUGCAAGAGAAAAUCAAGCUGCAGCUUUUCUUGAACCAUCUCGAUUCACUUCUGGUUUCAGCAAGGUCUGAAUUCUCCUUGAAACGACGGCUUCCAGAUGCUGAAUAUAGGGUGCUCCUCGCUGGGACCAGGCGGCUACUGGAUGCCUUCCAAGCCAUGAAUCUUGAAAUAAUGAAAAAUCUCACUGCCUCUGAAGGUGAAGCGGCCAUGUUAAAAUACACCUUGCGGGAAAGAAUGCAACUAUCCGCCAGAAUAAGUCACUUAUUGUCCGUUCUGGCAUCAUCAAUGAAGCUAGGCUACGCAUGGAAUGAGGUUCUUCCAGACACUGAACAUGCCAGGGACCGCCUUCUGGCCCAACUUCACCAUUUCCGGGGUGAUAAACAGGCCUCCCGACUAACAACUGACGAAGAUUAUGCUCUUCUGUAUGCUUAUGCACUUGUUACUGCUCAGCUAUCGGCAGAAAUUGUCGUGUUGAUGGAAGGCGUACGGAAGCUAUUUGGUGCUAUUGAUGAGGAUGAUAUCACUCUUCAGUGA
Messenger RNA from Microsporum canis CBS 113480, 3087 nucleotides. RefSeq lists its product as hypothetical. NCBI's taxonomy places the organism in Eukaryota, Fungi, Ascomycota, Eurotiomycetes, Onygenales, Arthrodermataceae. The record is from RefSeq and is a predicted model, not a curated record. Bases 1 to 3087 code for a protein of 1028 amino acids. The transcript is spliced from 6 exons.